CGACAGACAGAGCAGGGGCGGCCGCUGACGUCACGGGGCGCUGCUGCUGCUGCAGCUGGAAAGGGGGCGGAGACAAGAGGGAGGGUGAUGCCCAGCAGCAGGGUAAUAGAAAUACUCGCCCCCUGAGUUAGGAAGGGGCAAGGGGGCUGCUGUCAGACAAUGAGAGCGCGCUGGGCUGCUUUGGAGCUUCUUAUCUGCCUCUAGAGAUCCGCAACUGGGGAAGCAUCGCGCAGGGAUCCGGGGGAAGUGGCACUGGCACACACGGGCUGUAUAAAUGGACACUGACAUGGAUUACGAAAGGCCCAACGUUGAAACCAUAAAGUGCGUGGUGGUGGGAGAUAACGCAGUCGGGAAGACCCGUCUCAUCUGCGCGAGAGCGUGUAAUACCACCUUAACCCAGUACCAGCUGCUGGCCACUCACGUCCCUACAGUAUGGGCAAUAGAUCAGUAUCGAGUCUGCCAGGAGGUCCUUGAACGCUCUCGGGAUGUCGUGGACGAAGUGAGCGUCUCUCUUAGGCUGUGGGACACUUUUGGCGAUCACCACAAGGACAGACGCUUUGCUUACGGAAGGUCGGACGUUGUUGUCUUGUGCUUUUCGAUCGCCAAUCCCAACUCCUUGAACCAUGUGAAAACCAUGUGGGCUCAGGAGAUAAAGCAUUUCUGUCCCCGUACACCGGUCAUUCUGGUGGGGUGCCAGCUGGACCUGCGAUAUGCCGACCUCGAAGCUGUCAAUCGGGCUAGGCGGCCGUUAGCCAGGCCUAUAAAAAGAGGAGAUAUUUUGCCACCAGAAAGAGGACGGGAAGUGGCCAAGGAGCUGGGGAUACCCUACUUUGAAACAAGCGUAUUUGACCAGUUUGGCAUUAAGGAUGUAUUUGACAAUGCCAUCAGGGCGGCGUUAAUUUCAAGGCGGCACCUCCAGUUUUGGAAAUCACAUCUGAAGAAGGUUCAGAGACCCUUACUACAAGCUCCGUUCCUUCCUCCUAAAGCACCGCCGCCAGUUAUUAAAAUCCCUGAGACCCCUUCUGCCAGUAUGAACGAUGCUGGCGACUUGCUGGACAAUCCUUUGUGUUCCGAUGUCUUAUUUGUCCUGCAGGACCAAAAAAAGAUUUUUGCUCAUAAAAUUUACCUUGCUACCUCCUCUUCAAAGUUCUACGAUCUCUUUUUAAUGGAACACGAAGAGUCCCGCCAUUCCUCCGACAGGUAUUGCAAGAAGCUCAACAAGGACUUGCUAAUGAGGACCUUAAGCCUAGAUACAGAUGAGGACAGUGAUGUGGCUAAUUUGAACCCAACAAAUUCCUGUCUACGGACAUCAAGGAGCGAUGACACUUUGCUUACGACGGACUUUGGUGAGGACGGGUGCGUCUCUUUGUCUUCUUGGAGUAAAGGGUUCCACAGCUUGCACCAAGAGUUGACGGUCAAUCCCAUAUCAAACAGAACUUGUCCAAUGACCGUCAUACGAAUGGAUUCCUCUAUUCAGUAUGGGCCCUUCAGAACCGUCUUACGGUUCCUCUACACGGGGCAGCUGGAUGAAAAUGAAAAGGGUUUAAUGCGAGUGGCACAGAUUGCCGAGAUCCUGGAAGUCUUUGACCUGCGCAUGAUGGUGGAAAAUAUAACAAAUAAAGAAGCCUUUAUGAACCAGGAAAUCACGAAAGCAUUCCAUGUCCGAAAAGCUAAUAGAAUAAAGGAGUGUCUUUCAAAAGCGACCUUUUCUGAUGUGACGUUUAAGUUGGACGAUGGCAGCAUCAGCGCCCAUAAACCACUUCUAAUCUGCAGUUGCGAAUGGAUGUCCGCCAUGUUCGGGGGCUCGUUUAUAGAGAGCUCGAACGAUGAGGUUGAUCUUCCCAAUGUGAGCAAAGCAUCCAUGCAAGCCAUUCUCGAUUACCUAUAUACCAAGCAGCUGACGUGCACGCCCGAAAUGGACCCACUUGAGGUGAUCGCAGUGGCCAACAGAAUGUGCCUUCCUCACCUUGUGGCACUUACAGAACAACACGCAGUCCAGGAAUUGACCAAGGCUGCGGUCGGCGGCACUGAUAUCGACUACGAAGUGCUCACUUACCUGGAACUUGCUCAGUUCCACAAUGCGCAUCAGCUGGCAGCCUGGUGUUUACAUCACAUCUGCACCAAUUACAACAGCGUUUGCGCCAAGUUCCGCAAGGAGAUUAAAGCUAAAUCUCCAGAAAAUCAGGAAUAUUUCGAGACACACCGCUGGCCUCCCGUAUGGUACCUGAAAGAAGAAGACCACUACCAACGGGUGAACAAAGAAAGGGAGAAGGAAGAUCACGCGCUGCAUAAACAUCGCUCCAAGCGCAAGUGGUGCUUCUGGAAUUCCUCUUCGGCGGCGUUUGCCUGAGCGAGAACGUUCUUACAGACUCCAAACGAAACACUUGUAAAUUGUUCCCGUGUCUUAAACACUCAGAACGACGCUGUACAAUAAUUCGGUUUCAAGCACUGAUUUGAACCCAUACCUUCUCUGGAUCAAAGCACAAUUUCCAGUCAACGGAUCGCAACCCACUCGCAUGAUCUGGACUGCGGACUUCCCGUUAAUUGAGGAGCGAGUUUUCCGAAAUCACGUGCAGCUACUUAAAAUAUGCUCAACACUAAAUACAGGGAUACCUAUCGCGGGAGGAAGGACUCCCCUCCAAUGUAACAUAAACCUCCGACAAAAGCCAAUACAGCAAUCCAUGCUCUCUGUCCUCAAGCUCUGCACCAACUGUUCCGACUGUGUACGGAUCAAAGUCCAUAGUGACGUCCAACAGUAUUGUCUUAGCCAUGGAAAGGUCGACAAUCACGUUUAACAACUGUGUAUGUUAUGUCACAGAGUAAAAAAAAAAAAUCAGCAAAUUGUUACAUUCAGGUACUUUAUUCUGCACUGUCGGGAUGCAAGCUAUUUUGGAUGCAACACAAUGCAGAGAAACAGGGGGUGAUCACCUUUUGUAUCGGGGAUGUCAAACCACUCUGCUAUAACUCCCAGCAUUCUUGUCAACUACAACUCCCAGCAUUCUUAGCCCACAGCUGUAAGAGGGUGCUGAGAAUUUAUAGCUCACUACAGCAGGUUUGGAUCCUUAUUACUUUGUUUUACAAAGCCUCCGUCACUCACUUUUUUUCCUCCCAAAUUCUUAUUUAUUCUAAAUCUAUAAUCUGCAAUCUGUCAUGUUUUCAUGAUAUAAUAAUAAUGAUCUAAAAAUUCAUUAAAUAUCCAUUAAAGUCGAUAGGGCAUUAUUACAGUUAGGACAGUUCAACUUUAAAGGGGCAAUAUACCCUGUUUGUUUAGCAUGAGCUUAAGGAAUGGGGCUUGUGCUGAAAAUAUUUUUUAAUGGUUAUAUUUUGCACUAAAUAGGGCAAAACUGGGAGUGUUUUUACAACUUCCUGGUUCUUAAGAGCAAAUGUGGAAGCUGAAGGCAGUUAAUCAAAAUACCAGUAUAUAAUGAACAGCUGCUUCUCU
Molecule: messenger RNA, 3442 nt
Organism: Xenopus laevis (African clawed frog)
Lineage: Eukaryota; Metazoa; Chordata; Amphibia; Anura; Pipidae
Gene: rhobtb1.L
Product: Rho related BTB domain containing 1 L homeolog
Exons: 10
Coding region: 275-2350 (691 amino acids)
Cellular component (GO): endosome membrane
Molecular function (GO): G protein activity; GTP binding; GTPase activity
Source: RefSeq, a predicted model, not a curated record